Ceraceosorus guamensis is the source of this 727-nucleotide messenger RNA. RefSeq lists its product as hypothetical. Lineage: Eukaryota; Fungi; Basidiomycota; Exobasidiomycetes; Ceraceosorales; Ceraceosoraceae. The transcript has a single exon. The coding region runs from base 186 to 641 and encodes 151 amino acids. The record is from RefSeq and is a predicted model, not a curated record.
CAAUCCUCUUCUACGAAAAGUCUUUCUCAUUUUCAUCUGCUCGACAGGACAAUGAUCUGUCCGAGCUCUCCAUCUUCUGUGUACGUGUCCUCCAUCCUCUUGACCAAUCUGCAAAUACCCAAUUCAAUUCACGAUUCGGUACCCGCAAUUCGAGAUGGGUCCGCAGAAAAGUGAUCAAGGCAUGCAUGGACGAGCUAUUUCGUGUGCACAGAGAUUGCACGUCCGAGGCGGUGAAGCCUCAGGAGAGCGCGAAUGAGAGACACACCGUGAUGAGGAAGGACAGGACGGAGAUGGCUGUUACUGCUCAUUCGGCAAUGUCCUUCUUCGAGAAAGGUAAGGCGCGAGGGUUCACCAGUGAAGAGGCAUCAGCGGCGCUCAGUGCACCAGGCGGAGCGAAUACACCGCUCAUGAUGCUCGACAAGGGCUCAAAGAGAUUUGCCAUUCGCGCCAAGUCUGACCGCUGUUUGCGUUCCGAGCAGAAGCGAGCGCGAUGUCGUGUAGCACUUGCAUCGGGAGGAUUUUUUAGCCAAAGGUUUUGCGACAUGGGAUGCUUGUGGGCACAAGUUUCAGAUCAGGGUGCUCAUGGUGAUGCUGUGGAUAGCAAGCGUCGUUGGCAUCACAGAUCGCUUCGGCUUGGUUGAGACGAGGGUCGAGCAGCGAUGGUGGAAUGCCGUGAGGCCCGGAGAGGGGGCUUGAAACUGCGUCGCUUCUGAUGAUGCGGGGCUGA